Messenger RNA from Malus domestica (apple), 766 nucleotides. RefSeq lists its product as uncharacterized. The record is from RefSeq and is a predicted model, not a curated record. Lineage: Eukaryota; Viridiplantae; Streptophyta; Magnoliopsida; Rosales; Rosaceae.
CAACCACGGCUUUUUACAGGGUUUUGUUCAUCACGUUGCUGCUUUGCCAUAUGUCUAAUUAGCAUCAUCCAUUCCACAAGGCACCGGCCAAAUAUGAUGAUUUAUCAUUUUCCUGUAUAUAUAUAUAAAGAGGUGGCAGAAGAUUUCUUGAUCCACAAUCAACACUGAUGCUCCUUCUUUUCAACAUUCCUUUCUUCCGUUGCUUAAUUACUUACACUCUUUGAUUCUCUUCUUUCUUCCCUUUUAAUACCACACACAAACUCUUUGUAACAGCCUACACUUGCACACAAAGAAGUAAAAACAGUAGGAAGAUCAUCUCAUAUAUCGUAAAGAUAGAAUGGCGGAUUGGGGGCCGGUGGUGAUAGCUGUGGUGCUGUUCGUGCUUCUGAGUCCGGGGCUGCUGUUCCAACUGCCGGGAAGGGGCAAGGUGGUGGAGUUUGGGAACAUGCAUACGAGCGGGAUAUCGAUCCUCGUCCACACCAUCAUCUUCUUCGGCCUCCUCACCAUCUUCCUCAUCGCUGUUGGCGUUCACAUCUACACUGGAUGACCAUUACCUUAGUUUCCACUUUAGAGAUUUGCUUUCUUAAUUAUUUCAUUUAAUUUCAAUAUGCAUACUUUGUUCAGAUUGCUUGUUUUGAAUUUGAACAGUACUGUUUGAUGUUCUAAGUUUUUCCUUAUCAUGUACUCCUUCGAACCUUUUUUUUUUUGGAAAUUUCUUGUAUUCUCUAAUUUUUAUUGAACGUUACUGGCUCUUUACAUCUAAGAA